AUGACACCAGCUGAGCUCCAGGAGUUGAAGUCUCAGUUACAGGAGUUAGUGGAUCUUGGGUUCAUCCGACCCGGUGUUUCUCCGUGGGGAUACCAUCAGGUGAGGAUCAGGGAAGAAGAUAUUCCUAAGACCGCCUUUAGAACGCAGUAUGGUCAUUAUGAAUUUCUGGUGAUGCCUUUUGGACUGACGAAUGCUCCAGCAACGUUUAUGGAUCUCAUGAACAGAGUGUUCCGACCAUACUUGGAUCACUUUGUGAUUGUGUUCAUAGACGAUAUCUUGGUUUACUCCCAGACUUUGGAAGGGCAUAAGAAACAUCUAAGAGUAGUAUUCCUCGAACAUGUAAUUUCAGCUGAAAGGAUUUAUGUGGAUCCACAAAAAGUUGAAGCUAUUGUGAAUUGGGUACAACCCACAAGUGUGACAGAAAUACGGAGUUUUCUGGGAUUGGCAGGCUACUAUCGGCGAGUUGUGGAAUGGUUUUCUUCGAUAACAGCACCUCUCACGCGGUUGAUAAGGAAAGAUGUUACAUUUGAUUGGACAGAAGAGUGUGAACAGAGUUUUCAAGAAUUAAAGAUGCAAUUAACCACCACACCUGUCUUGGCUCUUCCGGAUAAUUCAGAAAAUUUUGUGAUCUACAGUGAUGCAUCUUUACAAGGCUUGGGAUGUGUUCUGAUGCAAUAUGAUCGGGUGAUUGCUCAUGCCUCAAGGCAACUCAAGAAGCAUGAGCAGAAUUAUCUUGUCCAUGAUUUGGAAUUUGUUGUAGUAGUGUUCUCUCCCAAGAUUUGGCGGCAUUACUUGUAUGGCCCAGCUAAUGUGGUUGCAUAUGCACUGAGUAGAAAGACUAUUGGAAGUUUAGCUCAUCUCAGAAUGGCAUAUCUUCCGUUGUUAGUGGAACUACGGAAGGAUGGAGUACAGUUGGGAAUAACUCAACAGGGUGGAAUUUUUGCUAGCUUACACGUGAGACCAAUUCUGGUGGAGCGGGUAAUUGUAGCCCAGUUGGGAGAUCUAACACUUUGUAGAAUAAGGGGAGAAGUGGAAAAUGGUACCCAAAAGGAUUAUGCAAUAAGGGGAGACGGAGCAUUGGUAACAGGAACUCAUCUCUGUGUACCUAAGAAUAAUGAUCUGAAAAGAGAAAUCAUGGAGGAAGCUUACUGUUCCACUUACACUAUGCAUUCGUGGGAACGCAUUACCAUGGAUUUUGUUUUCAAGCUUCCCCGUACUUUUAAGGGACAUGAUGGAAUUUGGGUGAUAGUGGAUAGACUCACCAAGUCAGCCCAUUUCCUACCCAUCAAGGAGACUUAUUCUUUGACGAAGUGGGCAAAAAUCUUUGUGGAUGAGAUUGUGAGAUUACAUGGAGCAACUGUGUUCAUUGACUCCUAUUAUUGGAAUGAGGUGGGUGAUAAGAAAUUGGAAAGAGUGGAUAGUACCCGAGCAACAACCGAGAAGGUGAAGAUGACUAAAGAGAAGCUGAAAACCUCACAAGACCAACAGAAGAGUUAUGCGGAUAAUAGGUCAAAGGAUCUUGAGUUUGCAGUUGGGGAUUGGGUGUUUUUGAAGUUAUCUCCUUGGAAGGAUGUAAUGAGAUUCGGGAAACGUGGGAAGUUAAGCCCUCGUUAUAUUGGACCUUAUGAGAUCACUGAGCGCAUGGGAGCCUGA
Messenger RNA from Prunus dulcis (almond), 1653 nucleotides. RefSeq lists its product as uncharacterized. Gene Ontology annotation, molecular function: nucleic acid binding. The transcript has 6 exons. The coding region runs from base 1 to 1653 and encodes 550 amino acids. The record is from RefSeq and is a predicted model, not a curated record. Lineage: Eukaryota; Viridiplantae; Streptophyta; Magnoliopsida; Rosales; Rosaceae.